AUGCACCUGCCGGGCUGCGCCCCCGCCAUGGCCGACGCCAGCUUCUCGCUCGCUGGCCACCUGCUCCGAAGUCCCGGUGGGAGCACCUCGCGGCUGCACAGCAUCGAAGCCAUCCUGGGAUUUAACAAGGACGACGGGAUCCUUGGCUCCUUCCAGGCGGAGCCGGGCGCUCGGGGCGCGAAGGAGCGGGAUAGGAGGCCCGGCGCGCGGGCCACCUGCUCCAAGGCGCCCGGGGGAGGCGCCGAGCCCGCCCCGGCACCCGCUCCAGAGUACCAAGCCCCUCGUCCCUACUGCCCCAAGGAGCCGGGGGAGACGCGGCCGAGCCCUGGGCCCGCCGCCGGCGGCGAUGCGAAGCUAUCCGAGGAGGAUCAGCCCAAGAAGAAACACCGACGGAACCGGACGACCUUCACCACGUACCAGCUGCACGAGCUGGAGCGCGCGUUCGAGAAGUCCCACUACCCCGAUGUGUACAGCCGCGAGGAAUUGGCUGGCAAGGUCAACCUACCCGAGGUCCGGGUCCAGGUGUGGUUCCAGAACCGUCGGGCCAAGUGGCGGCGGCAGGAGAAGCUAGAGGUGUCGUCCAUGAAGCUGCAGGACUCGCCCCUGCUCUCCUUCAGCCGCUCCCCGCCCUCCGCGGCUCUGGCGCCCCUCGGGGCGGGCCCCGGCAGUGGUGGCGGGCCAGUCGGGGGCGCCCUGCCGCUGGAGUCGUGGCUCGGGCCGCCGUUGCCCGGCGGAGGCGCCACUGCGCUGCAGAGCUUGCCCGGCUUCGGGCCGCCAGCGCAGAACCUGCCCGCCAGCUACACACCGCCGCCGCCCUUCCUGAACUCGCCCCCGCUGGGCGCCGGCCUGCAGCCUCUCGUGCAGCCGCCGCCAGCCUACCCGUGCGGGCCGGGCUUCGGGGACAAAUUCGCGCUGGACGAGGCGGACCCGCGGAACAGCAGCAUCGCGGCGCUGCGCCUGAAGGCCAAGGAGCACAUCCAGGCCAUCGGGAAGCCGUGGCAGGCCCUCUAG
Molecule: messenger RNA, 1011 nt
Organism: Rhinolophus ferrumequinum (greater horseshoe bat)
Lineage: Eukaryota; Metazoa; Chordata; Mammalia; Chiroptera; Rhinolophidae
Gene: RAX
Product: retina and anterior neural fold homeobox
Exons: 3
Coding region: 1-1011 (336 amino acids)
Biological process (GO): positive regulation of transcription by RNA polymerase II
Molecular function (GO): DNA-binding transcription factor activity, RNA polymerase II-specific; RNA polymerase II cis-regulatory region sequence-specific DNA binding
Source: RefSeq, a predicted model, not a curated record